GAUUAUCAAGAUAACGUUCAAGAAGCAACUAUCAACAAAUAUGAAGCGAGUUUAUUUUGAGGACCCCCGAACACCAACAAAACAGGACAUUUGUACUCGUAUGGUAUGGGAGCGACUCAAGAGGAGGAGAGGAAAGACCCCUCGGAAGAGAAAUGGGACUCAACAGUUUGAUCCAGUUGAGGUAUAUUGUCGUAUUCGGCCCUUGGAAAAUCCAGAGGAACCACUAUGUGUCAAAGUCUUGAAUAAUAAAGUUGUGGAGCUGACCCCAUCCGAGCUGUACAUGGGGAGACGCCAAUGGGAUAUGGAAGCAACCGCUGUUAAUAGGAACGGACAAGCCAAGGAGAUACAGUACACGUUCCAGCACAUAUUUGACGAAUACACCUCCCAGAAAGCCAUCUACGACUAUGUGGCCCUGCCUCUCAUAGAGGACCUGAUCCAUGGCAAGAAUGGCCUCCUGUUCACAUAUGGCAUCACAUCGUCAGGGAAGACGUUCACCAUGACAGGCAGCCCCCAAGACCAGGGUAUUCUGCCACGAUGUCUGGACGUUCUCUUCAAUAGCAUUGAGGGCUACCAGGCCAAGAAAUAUAUAUUCCGACCAGACAAGAUGAACGCAUUUGAAGUGUGCACAGAGGCCGACGCCAUGAUGGAACGCCAAAGAAGAGAGAUCCUUCCCGGUCUGACCACGCCCAAGACCCCAUCUACCCCCAGACACACUGAGAGGGUGGCGUUUGGGGGGGAUAGCGGCCGGAACCGAGACCCGUCCAAAGUUGGCAACAUAGAACAAGACAAUAACUACGGUGUGUUCGUCUCCUACAUUGAGAUCUACAACAACUUCGUCUACGACCUACUGGAAGAACUCCCAUAUGAUCCAAUCACCGGCUAUAAACCGCCACAGUCAAAGAUCCUGCGUACGGACAUGACGGAGAAUAUGUACGUCCACAACUGUGUGGAAGUGGAGGUGAAAAGCCCAGAAGAUGCGUUUGAAGUCCUGUACAAAGGUCAGAAGCGGAGGAAGGUGGCACACACAGCGCUGAAUGCUGAGUCUAGUCGUAGCCACAGUGUCUUCAACAUCCGACUUGUGCAGGCACCGGUCGACCCACGGGGAGGGGAUAUUCUCCAGGACCCGGAGUACGUGGUUGUGAGUCAGCUGUCGCUGGUCGACCUGGCGGGGAGUGAGAGAACAAACAGGACGAAGAACUCGGGGGAGAGACUGAAGGAAGCAGGGAACAUCAACCAAAGUUUAAUGGUGCUCAGAAACUGUAUCGAGGCCCUGAGAGAGAAUCAGACCAACGGGACCAGCAAGAUGGUGCCGUACAGGGACUCGAAGGUGACCCACUUGUUCAAGAACUACUUUGACGGGGAGGGCAAGGUGCGGAUGGUCGUCUGUGUCAACCCCAAGGCUGAAGAAUACGACGAAACGAUACAUGUAAUGAAGUUUGCGGAGAUGGCACAGGAAGUGAUGGUUACUAGGCAACAGCAGGUUCAGUUCAGCGUCCGUAACCAGCAACUCAAGGAUGCCAUGGCAGAGGCGGAAGCAGCUAAAAAGGUGGAGGCCGCCCCAUUGCCAGCCCUGGACUACUGUCUCGGACCCUCAUUCCCGCCUACAGAGCUGCUACACGCGGGGGACGACAAGACACUGUUCACCAUGGGCUGUUUCCUGGAGGAGCGGUACAAGCGCCGACACACCCUCAUCCUCGACCUCACACGCAGGGAGGAUGACUUCCGUGCGGAGCUGGUCGAGAUGGAGCGUGAGUACACGGAGAUGCAGACGAGGCUGGAGGAGUUGGAGACGAUGAUGACGAAGAAGGACCGCGACCUCCAGAAACUUGAGACCAAGAACAGGCAGCUGGAGAAGAAGAACACCGACCUCUCCCGCCGGAACCAGGACCUGGAGCGGGAGUCCCAGACACUCGGACUCAAGCUGCAGGACAAGAACUGGAAGAUACAGGUGGAGAAGACGGAGAAGGAGAAGAUGAAGAGCGACUUCCGCAACCGUCUGGACAUGCACAGCCAGCAGUGGGAGAAGAACAUGGAAAAGGAGAGAAGGAAGGUUGCGGUCCAGGCAGGAGCAGAGAUCCAGGAACGAGAUCGCAAACUGAAGAUGCUGGAGAACAUAGUCAACCAGAACAGUAAACCCAUGGUGACGCCUCGUCGCCCGGCGCCCAAACCCCGCACGUACACCACCCCUGGCUACAUCACUCCGGCCAGGUCAGACACAGACGUGUCGCGGGUUGGCGUGGGGGGCACUGGGCGGAUGACCAGGGCCACAGCGGCUGGAGUAGGGUCAGCUAAAUCCAUGUACAACCUCAACCAUGUGUCUUCUACCGCCAAGCCACGGCCACCGGCAUACAACACACGGAAUCAUCGGAGAUCUAAGUCGUCCUCUAACGCAGAAGUGUGGUUGGACCACAGACCGAAUGGAGAUGUUGAGAUGGAUUCGGUGCUUCAACCGAAGAUGGGGAAGAAGAGGUCAGUGUCCAAGCUGGAGUUGAAGGACACAAAGGAGGCGUCGAAAUAUGUGCUGACCACACACGAGAUGGACUCGGAGGGAGAGAUGGCCACGAAGCUGGUCAAGGGUACGGUGAUGCCGACUGCCGGAGGGGGUACGGCUGUUGUGUUCAACGAUGUGGAGACGUUACGUCACACUGCACCGGGGACAAGGAAGAGGAGGAGCUCAUGUCCGCAGCCUCAGGACUUUGACGGGGACUGGACGGACACCGAAACACGGUGCAAUAUAGCCCUUGAGGGGCACGGAAAGCGAACCAAAGCGUCGGCUGUGUGAUAAGUUGUGAACUCGUGUUUUGCGUGAGUUUCUCCGCUGAGGUUGAACAAUAUUGCCUACCUCUGCUUCAGGCACAUGGCUGUGAAGUGGAUAUUGGGAUGGUUUCAAUUGAUAACAAAUGUGCUUAGAAACCAACACAACACGCCGUGUCAACGAGUGUUAUUUUUAGAUUGUUAUGCAUUGUGACUGCUUGGAACCCUUACAUCCCUCAUCUGACAAUUACCUGGUACUUUUCGAUGAGUGAUAUCUAUCGUCACAUCAGCAUCACUUCGCUGUACCAAAUUGAGACGGGUUACAGAUGACAAGAAACAUACUGUAACUAACAAUGACUUUGUGUACAAGAAGGUGAAGUAGCGUGUGUGAACAAUUGCGUUUUGCAAAGGCUUGAAAUGAAGUGAUGGUGGACAGUUCAACAGACCUAUCCUCCAAUCUGUGUAUCACUUUCUUUUUCUUAAAUGUGGUUUGCUUCAUCCUGAGACGUAUAGUUGUCAUUAAAAAAUCUGAUAUCUCUUUUUUAGUCUCCAGUGCUGGUCCACAAAGCGAUCUCGGCACUAUGACUGUGUUGAUUAAUGGAGUUACAAUUGUCUUAGUGCUAAGAUCGCUUUGUGGAAUGGAUCGCCUGAUUGAAAUAUUGUCAUCUAUUGGCUAAAUCCUUUGCAACAAGGAGUUUGCUGUCAGUAUUCAGAAAAUGUAAAAUAAUAAGUCAAAAGAACAUGUCCAUGGAAAGUUUCUUACACAGAAACUUGCUUGACAACCGCGAAACAUCAUUUUUAAACAGUUGCACCUGCUACAAAUAUUGCAGUUUUUUGUAUUCUGUUGAAAGCAAACCAUAUAAAAAGACUGACAUUUCGCACUUUCAUUGUUGGACCACUUGAUUCUGAAAUUACUGGUCCUUCUUGAUUGUUGCUAGUAUUUGUCCAGUGGGCCAGCGUAUUUGUAACAUCCUCAUGUAUUGAAGUACCAGGUGGGUGCAGCGACACAUGUAUGUAUACUGACAUAUCAGUUUUAGCGAUGCUUUCAUCUAGUGUGUAUAUGAGAAUAGUUAUGUUGUAUAAUCAUGUGUAUAAUUUAGGCAUAAGUCGACUUCUCCGUCUUUCAUACUUGCAUAGCUGGAAUAGCUGGCAAUAGUAGUUUCAGAGAGCACUUCUCAAUCAUUUCCUCUGGUUUUUUUUCUUUUUCUUGUCAGGUCAAUCCUGUCUUCUAAGAGCCUUUCGGGGCAUAGGGGGCUCAGUUGUUUAAGGCAUUGCAAUUCUCUGUGCAGAGUUGCGUCCUCAGCACGCCAGAAACUUAUGAUUGUGUUUCGAAUCCCGGUCCGCCUAGAUUAUGUUUCUACAUUUGUGAGCUACCAUGCUCGUGGGUUUCACUGAAGUGGUAAAUGUCCGAGACCUGCAUCACUUCGGGCUUUCCUCUCACAUCAAGCUGAUACACCGUGAUAUAACUGGAAUACUGUUCAAAGCGGCAUUAAACCCAACAAACUCACUCACUCUAACAGCCCAAUGGGAUUAAUCAAAACUGACAAAAUACUCAAGGGAUCUUCUCAUUCUGGACGUGGCUAGAGUUUAUGCUGAGUGACGUGUCUAGGUGGUCCAGUGGUCCAGGUGGUCAGUGUUUGCUAACCAAGACCAAGUUUGAUUCCCCACAUGGGUAUAUGAACACCUUAAGUCAUCUGCUGAGAUAUGUAGCAAAAAUUGCAAUGUAGUGCAGAUUACUUUCUUCAGAAAUUCUGGUAAUAAAAGCUGCACAGCGUUUAAUCAAGACCCGGCAUUUAGUUGUGGAAAUACAGUUUAUACAAUGACAUAAUGGAGAUGUGUUACACUGGAUCAUCGGGGACGAAAGGAAUGUUAAGUGGAUCUUGCUUCUAAUCCAGUUCUCAUAUGGGACAGCUGGUUUAUAUUGCCGUGGCCAUUUAUUCAAAUAUAAUAUUGAACUUGGUAAAGUAUGUUUUAGACUUAAAAAAAAUGAAAGAAUUGGUUCUCAGGCAAUGGCUUUUGAGAAUAUAGUGCACACAGGCAGGCAGUGUGUUUUUGUUGGGGGGUUGUUCAAGCUAGUAUGUAACCAUAUGCUGGGGUCGUGUGUUUGAGACACAGAAUAUUUAAUUUAAAAUGGAAAUAAAAACAAAAUGUGUGGCAGACUUGAUGAUGAUGUGGGUGGUCACUGAGAACCAAGACUAUUUUUUUUUUAGCCUUACAGUUCGUGGGUAAGAUAUGAUUUCGUAUUUUCGAUAUGAACUCACAUUAGAGCUGUGUCGUUACUUUCAAAUGCCCUGGUUAUUCCUUUCAGUAACAUGUUACUCAAAAGAAGUUACCUAACACCUCAUUUUUCAAAUAAAAGGUGACUAUGCUUGUUGUAAGAGGCGACUAACGGGAUCGGGUGGUCAGGCUUGCUGACUUGGUUGGAGCAGGUCAUCGUAUCCCAAUUGCGUGGAUCGAUGCUCAUGAUGUCAAUCACUGGAUUGUCUGGUCCAGACUUGAUUAUUUACAGCUGGAAUAUUGCUGAGUGGAAUAAUCUGUCAUUGCUGGUGGGUAUUCCAAUUGUGGGUGUUCUUUAACUUGUUUUGAGUAGUAUAUGAUUGACACACACAGGUUGCAAUAGUCAGAUUCCUACCGAAGUUCUUUUGUCACCAUCUGCUUGAAAUUGAGGUGGAUAAAACAGCCCACAUAAAGCUUGAUAAAUAUGUCCUUAUAUUUGAGGUAGGCGUAAUGACGAAGAUAUGGUGGAGCUCCCCUUGAGACAAGGGAUAUGGUAGUCAAGCUAUGAUUCAGUUAUCUACAUGUACCGUGUCCGGCUGUGGUUGUGUCAAUUCACACCCUCCUGGUUUAAACCAAGAAUCUGUUGACAUGCUUGUCAACAAUAUUGGCACUUAUUCUCUUGUUUCAGGGCAAAAGUAGCCAGGUUGUAUUGAACUGUUUAUAUGACAUGAAAUAUCUGUUCUCACUUCUGUCUCUCAGAUCUCGCAUCUUUGCAUUUUCUUGCCUUUACCUUCUGAAUCUCCGACAGUAUCUCACACUUCAUUGCAGUUCUCUGUCACUCGCGUCCUUAUUUUCACCUCAUUUAUCUGUUUACUCUGGCAGCUUACUGUGUGCCCCAUGGUAUUGGUUCAAGUUAUGAGUUUUUGUUGUAUCACCUUCCUAAUACAGUUUACCUGCUGCUUAUUUACACAGGGGGGAGUGGCUAUUUUCUGUGAAAACAGAUUAUGUCAUUGUGUUGGUUGUUCUGAAUUCAUUUUAACCGUCAGGCUAGCACAGUUUAAAAAAAAAUGAAAUGAAUAGCACGUUAUAUUUUUCAAACUAUUAUUUUUAUUUGGUAAUUGCUUGUUCUGAGCAGGCACUGGGGUUCAGUCAUCCAAGGCGCCACAAUACACUGCAGCGUUACGUCCAUUGGGCACGCCAGAAACUCGUGAUCAUGGCUUUGAAUUCUAUUUCCUCCCAAUUAUGUUUCCAGGUUUGUCAGCACCAAACCCGUUGUGAGUUUGCCCAAAAGCUAAAUGUCUGAGACGUGCAUCACUUCGGGCAUUCCACCCACAUGAAGCUGACACGCCCUGAUAUAACUGGAAUACUGUUGAAAGCCGCGUUUAAACCCGACACUCACUCACUCACUCACUCACUCACAGGGGUGUUUUCCCAAUACUGAAGAGUUCAAGAGUCCAUUAUAUAACAUUUGGUUUGGAGAGUUAGGAAGUUAACUGUCUUGGCCCUGCGAGUGCAUAUUCCAGAGGCUUGGAGCAGGUGGAUGCUGUGUUUGUUAUUGUAUAUAUGUAAUAUAGAUAUUAUGUACACUUAUUUAUCAUGCAUACACUAGCGACUGAGGACUAUGCAAGCUUGUGAUAAAAACACCAUUUUUCAUGUACCAAUGAACACAUAGUCAAAUAAACAUUUUGUAGACAUC
Messenger RNA from Haliotis rufescens (red abalone), 6667 nucleotides. Its product is annotated as kinesin-like protein KIF23. Gene Ontology annotation, cellular component: nucleus; microtubule; kinesin complex. Gene Ontology annotation, molecular function: ATP binding; microtubule binding; ATP hydrolysis activity. Bases 41 to 2782 code for a protein of 913 amino acids. The record is from RefSeq and is a predicted model, not a curated record. NCBI's taxonomy places the organism in Eukaryota, Metazoa, Mollusca, Gastropoda, Lepetellida, Haliotidae. The transcript is spliced from 24 exons. Gene Ontology annotation, biological process: microtubule-based movement.